Messenger RNA from Oenanthe melanoleuca, 6657 nucleotides. It is a transcript of the gene FNDC4, whose product is annotated as fibronectin type III domain containing 4. The transcript has 6 exons. The record is from RefSeq and is a predicted model, not a curated record. NCBI's taxonomy places the organism in Eukaryota, Metazoa, Chordata, Aves, Passeriformes, Muscicapidae. Gene Ontology annotation, molecular function: protein binding. Bases 4498 to 5115 code for a protein of 205 amino acids.
CUGCGCGUCCCCGCCGGGCGCUCUCCCUGCUGCGGGCUGCGGUCCUGGCCGGGUACCCGCGGAUACUCGCUGCGUCCCCGGCGUGGCCUUCGCCGCGAUCCCCGAGGACUCCUCGGGCACCCCUGGGGCGCCGCGGCCUCCGAGCCCCCUGUGCCUUUGUCCCUUGCCCGGGGCGCGGAGCCGCCCUGCCCGGGCUGCCGGCGCUGCGGGGCGCAGCGGGGAGCGGGCGCUGCUCGGAGCGCGGCCCGCGUCCCGUCUGCCCCAGGGAGCUGCUGCCCCGGGCAGGGACACUCGGGGCUGGGGCCGGCCGGGGGACGGGGAUCCUGCCCCUUCCUGCCGGUGUUCGCGGAACGUGGGGCUCAGUGCGGCCGGGACACCGCUGUCCUUGUGUCCUUUGACUCGCCGGGAUGGCCCGCUGUCGGCAGCCGCUUCCCGCUGUUUGUCCCUCGACUGAGAUGUCAAAUCGAAUUGCGAGUACCAGACGUGUUCUGCUACAUUCUGCCGUGUUGCAAAACACGUACUGACGGAUUCAGGAAGAGAUGCAGUCAGGGAUGUUAAAAAGGGGCCACUUAUUUUUAGAUGUGCAGUCUGGUGCUUACUCCCUGCUGCAGCAGUAAGUAAUGGGCAAACAUCUGGGUGCCCUUGAGCAGUAGCCCCAAGGGCAUGGGCCGAGGGGCAGGGGUGGUCCACUCUCCGGAUCACGGCUGGAUGGGGAGGGCACCGGUGGAGCCGUGCCCCGUCCCUCAUCCCUCUGCAGCACCAUGUGCUGUUGCCAGCGUGAUCCCUUGUGAAGGGUGUGUGUUGGGCCCCCUUGCUGAGCCAUGGAGCCAGGACGCAUGGCAUAUCUGGUCCCAGGUCCAGCUGCCCACCAGCCAUCCCUCCUACUGCCCUCUGACCAUCCCUUCAAGUGCCCACUGACCACCCUCCCAGUGUCCAGGCACAGGCUGCAGUGCUGCUAGCUCUUCCCACCCCUUAAUCAGACCCAAAAGGACCAUGCUGCUGUACAGACAGGACAAAACCUAUGCCAGGCCUUAAGUAAGUGACUGUGCUUUCUGCAAGGGUGCCCCUUUUGUAAUAUGGCUUUAAUAAAAAGUGAAGCUGGAUCAUUUAUAAGUAAUGUAGAAUCAUUAGCAGUUAAUGCAUUGAGCUAAACAGUGGCACACUUUUCCCAGAAAGCCCAGCAGCAUUUUGACUUUAUAGCCAGAAUGUGUUGGCUACAGAGAGCAUGAUUUUUUGGAGCCCUUGCAUUCACAGACCUUUAUGGCAACAGCUCUGGCACGGAGCCGCUCUGAUUUCAGGUGCAGAGCAGGCUGGACAGUAUUAGAUGAAAUAUGGGGAUUAUACACCAAGCUUUGUCCUUUGGAGGUCUGGUAAAAACUUUGAGGUCUCAACUUGAAUUUCAUAGAAUCCUGGAAUGGUGUGGUUUGGAAAGGACCUUAAAGCCCAUCUCAUUCCACUCCCCUGGUAUGUGCAAUGACACCUUCCACUAUCCCACGUUGCACCAAGCCCUGUCCAGCCUGGCCUUGAGCACUUCCAGGGAUGGGGCAGCCACAGCUUCUCUGGGCACCCUGUGCCAGGGCCUCACAGGAAACAAUUUCUUUCCAAUAUCCCAUCUAACCCUGUACUAUCUAACCCAUGUAACUCAGUACCAGGGCAGUGUCUCAGCAUCCCCAGCCUGAAAACCUCAGCUGGGACAGGCUGGGUGUCUCGCAGAAAAUUCCUGAGCAGAGCUAAACAGCUGCUACAAACUCCAUCAACAAACUUCUGUGUCACAGAGAUGUCAGACCCUGUCUUUAAUUUCCUCAUGUACCCUUAAAAGGUUGGUAGUCAGACUGCCCCCAUCACGCAUAUUCAGGACUCUUUAAAUUCUGUCAGAUGUAUCCUGUGAAGCACCAUGUCCUGUUCUUGUCCCGAGGCCAACUGGCAGGGUCUGGUCAUAUCCAUGGUAUUAAACUCAUGAGUUCCAAAGAGGGAGGCACAUCAGUGCUACCUGUGAGCAAUGGUUUUCUGGCCUAGUCCCAGCCAUGCCCAUGCUUUGGGCACAUAUUGGUUGGUGCAGACCAAAUCAGAUCUUGGACCAAUCUCCUGCGCUGGUUUCUUGGGCUGUUCUGACCCCGUUAUAUCCACUAGCACAAACCUAGCUAACUGCCUAAGCAGGGGUAACCUAGGACCAUUGUUCUUAUGCUUGAAGACAAGCAGAAACGUGCAGCCCCCCAUAUACCCAUCUUUGAAAUGCCUGUGUCUGGGACAGCUCAAGGGAGCAGUUGUUUGCUGGCUCAGGGUGCUGCCUGAGCUCAGCUGUUAGCUGAGCAGCUGACCGGACACCAGCCAUGGCUGGGGCGGAAAACCAUACAAGGAUUGAAAAUGGCCCUGUGGAAAAGAACCUGGGGGUACUGGUUGACACUAAUUAAACAUGAACUGGCCAAGAAAGCUAAGAGCAUCCUGGCUUGUGUCAACAAUAGUGUGGCAGCAGGACCAGGGCAGAGAUAUCCCCCUGUGCUGUUCACUGCUGAGGCACCUCGAGUCCUAGCUGCUCACAGCAAGAGAGACAUCGAGGGGCUGGAGGUGUCCAGGGAAAAGAAUGGAGCUGAGGAAGGGACUGAAGCACAAGUCUGGUGGGUGGCUGACAGAGCUGGGGGAAUUCAGACGGGAUAAAGGGAGGCUCAGGGGGGACCUUCUCACUCUCUACAACACCUUGACAGGAUGGUGGAACCAGGUGGGGAUUGGGCUCUGCUUUAACAGGUGACAGGACGAGGGGAAGUGGCCUCAAGUUGCGCCAGUGGAGGUUCUGGUUGGGUAUUAGGAACAAUUUCUUCACUGAAGGAGUGGUUAAGCAUUGGACAGGCUGCCCAGGACUAUAGUGGAUUCACCACCCUUGGGAGUGUUCAAGAAAUGACUGGACAUGACACUUUGCAAUAUGGUUUGGAGGGCAUGGGUUAUUCGGUCAAAGGUUGGAUUUGAUGAUUUUGGAGGUUUUUCCCAACCACAAUGAUUCUAUAAUUUAAUCUACAGGAAGCUCAGCUCCUGUGCUGACAAUACAUACACCCUGGGCAAUGGACAAGGCUGGGUCUGCAGCUUUGUUCAGCCUGUUUUGCUGUUGGCUUGUAGGUAAGCAGGGCGUAUAUGCAGACAAGGCUUAGAUUACCUCCCUCUUAUAGAUUAGGGAUGAACCAGAUCCCCAGAGGCAAAACUCUACAGAGACACACUCUCUGUGGGAUAAAGAAUGUUUGAGUGUGUCUUUGAAUCCUUUCCAGUUUUCCAGACCCCUCUUCUGAAGGAGAAAAACAGAACCCUGUGGUGUCCUUGUCUCUGGCGAUCGUUCUCUCCUAGUGGUGUGUCAAACUUCUGCAAACACACUGAGUCCCAGGGUCUCUCUUAGAAUCUGUUUUCUAGGCUCUCCUCUCUCUUUUAAUUGCCCUUGGCAGACCACAACCCUGAAUUUCUCAGAGCAGGAACCACAGCCUUCCUUUGGUUUGAUCUGAAGCUGGGUGUAUUCAGACAUGAAUGAAUGCACUUAAACAGCUGGCCUGCAAAAAUCACCUUUUUUUGCAGUCACUCUAAUGGGGUUGUUGUUGGUGUCACGGUUGUCCUUUCUCUUGUUCUUAGGUGCCUCCUGGAACUAUUUUGUAUAUAAAUCACAGCACUGACCCUGUAGCCCUAGCUGCUACACAGGCAGCUUGUAGAAGGUCACUGACCUAUGUGUGGGAAGUGAGAACACACAAACAGCAGCUUCAAUAUUUUUCAUGUGCUUCUGUGUCUAGCUUCCAGACAAAAUUUGUCUUUUUGUGCAGGACUGUGUGGGAUCCUGUUGUGCUCUUAGUGCUGUGAAAUCUCAAAGUGGCAAUGAUGCAGACCAUGGGUCAGUUAGGUUGUUUUUCCAUAGAAUAGCAAUGGCCAAGCAUUGCUGCCAGCUUUGCAGCCAAUGACACUGCACUGCUGGUGAUGCCCAAGAUUUUUAGCUUUUUAUAUUUUUCAUAUAUUUGUGGCUAUGUAGAUUGUUAAUCCAUGGGUGUAGCUUCUAGUACUUUUCCUUUCUUCCCUACAUUUAGGAACAAUAAGCUAAUCUUAUAAACACAUUUCUAAAAAUAUUGCUCAGUCUUAUUCUAAGAAGAGAACCAGCUACAAGGACACUCUGUUUUCCAACCAGAAUCUGGACCAGGCAUAACAAAAGUGGAGCAAGAGAAACUUCUGGACUGCUCCCAGUGGGACAGGACCCCAGGAAUUAUUACCUAACUAAUUAACCUUUUAAUUGGACUAUAUAUGAUAAGUAUACUAAUCAACUAGCCUUAUAAAAAUUGUAGCAUUACUACACCACAUACAAUUUUUGCCAUAUUGUGUACCUGAAAGCUUUCAAGUAAAUAUUUGCUUAUAUAUUCACUCUUAAUGUUGUAGGGAAGAUCUAUUCUGUUUUCCAGGUGUUACUGGGACAGCCAGCUCUGCCUUCGGCAUUGGCCUUUCCCCGUGCCCGGGAGCAAGGAGUAAUUCCAGGCAGAGGAGAUGGCCAAAUUGAGUCGUAGAGUGUGUUUAUUCCAAGACAGGCCACCGUCCCCUGUCAACGUGACUGUGACCCAGCUGAAGGCAAACUCUGCCACGGUCUCCUGGGAUGUACCAGAAGGAGACGUGGUCAUCGGCUAUGCCAUUCUACAGCAGAGGCAGGACGGACAGAUGCAGCGCUUCAUCCGUGAGGUGAACACCACCAACCGUGCCUGUGUGCUGUGGGACCUGGCAGAGGAUGCUGACUACAUCAUCCAGGUGCAGAGCAUUGGCCUGUAUGGGGAGAGCCAGGCUAGCAAGCGUGUCCACUUCCGCACCCUGAAGGAAACCGACCGCCUGCCUUCCAACAGCUCCAACCAAGGUGACAUCACCAUGGAAGGGCUGGACAAAGACCGGCAGCUGCAGACAGGCGAGAUUAUUAUCAUUGUGGCUGUGCUACUCAUGUGGGCAGCGGUGAUCGCCCUGUUCUGCAGACAAUAUGAUAUCAUCAAGGAUAACGACUCCAACAACAACAAGGAGAAGACAAAGCCGUCCUCAGAGCACAGCACACCAGAACGACCAAGUGGAGGGCUGCUGCGGAGCAAGAAGAAAUCGCCCUCAGUCAAUAUCAUCGAGGUGUAAGUGCAACACCAGCUCUGCCAUCUGGGAUCAUCUGGGUGUCCUGCCAGAGCCAAAGCAGGCCUUGGAAGAAGAGGCAGCACCAGGCGCACAGCCUGGAACUCAGCAUGCGACAAUCCACGUCAUCAGAACUCCACUUUCCUGAGGGCCCCUGUCCGGGAUGUGCAUGGAGCCAGCUCCCGAGCCGUGCAUGCAGAGCAUGGCCCUGCCCAUCCCGCACACCUGGCCGCCCUCCCCUGCCUGCGGGCAGCACGGAGCUGGGGACGGGGGGCUGGGAGGGAGCCAGGGGGAGCCCCUGGGCCUGAGGGGAGGCCAUGUCCCUGUGGGCGUGAGGGGAGGCCAUGUCCCAAUGGGCCUGAGGGGAGGCCAUGUCCCUGUGGGCGUGAGGGGAGGCCAUGUCCCCGUGGGCCUGAGGGGAGGCCAUGUUCCUGUGGGUCCGAGGGGAGGCCAUGUCCCCGUGGGCCUGAGGGGAGGCCAUGUCCCUGUGGGCGUGAGGGGAGGCCGUGUACCCAUGGGCCUGAGGGGAGGCCGUGUACCCAUGGGCCUGAGGGGAGGCCAUGUCCCUGUGGGCGUGAGGGGAAGCCGUGUCCCCAUGGGCCUGAGGGGAGGCUGUGUACCCAUGGGCCUGAGGGGAGGCCACAUCCCUGUGCCCGGCUUGGCCAAAGCCCUGGUGCAGCUGUGCCACUGUGCCUGCCCAGCAUCGGGGGCUGACCUUGCUCUCAGCUGCCUGUUUGGCCUGGGGGUUGCUCGCAGAGAGCAGGAGCUGCUCCCCUCAGGGUCCCGGGGCUGGGGGAACAAGGCAGUGCAGGCAUUGCCCGGCUCUGCCAGGAUAGCUGUGGCCAGGACAGCUGUGGCCAGGUGGUUGGAGGGCUUGUCCUCAGCCAGCACAGGGGAUGAGUGGAUUGCUGCUGGAGAACAGGGCUCCACUGCACCCUGUCAUGGUCAUGCAGGGACUUCAAAUUCUCUGUGUAGUGCAGAGGACAAAGGCACGAGGGAUGAUGAGCUGGUGCUGUCACAGUGCCUGGCCAGCCCGCAGAGCCUGCAGCUGGGCCAGGGAGGACUGGUGGAAGCCCCACAGGGCUGGGCAGUGGGCAGUGGGCAGUGUCAGGGCAUGGCUGUGGCCGUGCUGUGUCCCCAGCAGGGCUCAGUGCUGGCACAUUCAGGAUGGCUGAGGGAAGCUGCCAAGCACUUUUUGAGCAGCACAGUGCCUGUGCUGCCUGGAGGAGACAAUGUGGUGAGGCCUGCAAGGUCCCAGCUGGAGGGAAUGGGGUGAAACAAGGAGGCUCCCUGGUGCCCUGGCUGCUGCUCUUCCUCCAUGCUCUGCUCUGCAGCCUGCCACAGACAGGCUCUGCAGCCCUGGACUCAAGCACCACAGGAUCCAGCGUCUUCCAGAAAUAAAUCUCCCAGUUAAAGCACUUUCAGGACUUUUCCUUCCAGGUGCUGCUCAGCUCCUGCUGCAGGACUAGGUGGGGGAGGGACAGGAUAAGCAACUCCUGUGGCAGGGUCUUUUCAAUAAAAGCAUCCUGGCUCAAAAGCAGCAUCAGA